AGUGUUGGGAUGUGCGUGGAAUGUGCUGCUCGGUUUCUCUACUUGUCUUUACCACAUUCAUCACUGUAUUGUGGCGGUAACCCCUAACAUGUCCGAGCGAACCUCACAGAAUUUAUUAGCUUUAUAUCCUAAAUAUUAAUUAUGACAAACUAUUUUCGUAGCGGAAACUAUCCUCGCGACAUCAUGGAAGCUAGAGUAGCCGUUAAUGUACUGUAAAGUUUAUUGUUUUCUGCCACCGCGGGAUGUUAGCAAACAAUCCUUGUGUAACAGCGACGGUUUGGCGAAGUUGUUGGAUAACGUUGGGGACGUGAGGCUUUCUCUUGGUCCAAAUGUCACAGAAGGACGAUUCUGAAAAUGACAUUUGGGAGUAUAAACCUCUUCAGAAGAAAAAGAAGAGACAGGAAGCACCGUCUGCACCUGCAACUGUGACUAAAAGAAGAUGCACUAUCAGAAAAACCUUCAAGAGAGACACUUCUGCCUCAGUCAGGACACCUGACAGGAAAGUCAAGACAGCUGAAACUGGACAUUGUAGUAGUGCUGUCAACGGACAAAGCAGCUCUCAGGAACAUAAUCAGCCCUUAAAGUCAUCUCCGACUGGUGACACGGACCUAAUAGACAAUGCUGCUGAGGGAUCAUCCUCUGGAGAGUAUUGCCCUGUGUGUCAGAUGCCCUUUUCUAUUUUGAUGGUACAGAGUCAAAGAUGGCAUGUUGCUGAAUGUCUUGACAUCCCCAGGGACACAUGCAAAGAAUGCCCAGACGGCCUCCAGUGCAUCUCCACCAUUCCUAACCAUUACAAGAAAUUCAACCACACCCUCCUUGCUCAUGGUCGAGCAAACGGUGACAUGGACCUCCUCAGUCUGUCCCAGCAGGCAGACACCAGCGGGAAGACCAACCUCCCAGGACUGAUAAAAAAUAAUGGCUCUAUUUUAGAGUCUUCACAGGAUAGUGCUCUCAGUCUCUCUGCCUUAUCCAAUCGUAGUGUCUCCCCUCACAGUAAUCACACUGGAACACCACCAUCUAAACUUACAAAUGGACUUCUGUUACUGCGCUCACCCGGCCCAGAUGAUUUUAAGAAAAAGAAAGGCUGGUCAACCUCUACUAAAAGCCAAAAAUCUAUCAGUGCUUCCCAGGAGAGUAGAACAGAGCUGUCAUCCACUCCUGUCAAGGCAGAGAGUGCAAGACAAGCCUCUGAAGUUUUACCCAAAAGUGAACCUUCCCCUGACAUCUAUGAUGCAAUAUCAUUUUCUCCUCUUUCUGAGUUCCCCACAGAGACUGAAGUCAAUAAUACUGAAUGCAGAAAAUCCCUUUUUAAUAACGAUGCAUUUGAAAAUGAGGAUGAAAACUCGAUGGAGCUGUUCAGUGACGGUUUGUCAAGUGAAGAUGAGGUCCUCUCUCAAUUUAUAGAUAAUUUGGAUACCAAUAAUGUGCAGGUAAAGGAGCCUGCUUACUUAAACACUCAGCUGGACUCACUCACCUCGUCGCCUCCUGCUAAUCAGCCCGCCCCCUCUGCAGUUGCAGAAAACAGAACUGAUUCCACAGGUGAAAAAGAAGCUCAUUGUAAACCAACCAGUGCUGAAAGUCCAUGUAAAAGCAGCUUUCAGUCUCCACAAAGUAUUGUUUUAGAGCGCCUGAGAGAAACUAUUCUGAGCUCAGAUAGCCCACAUUUGAAAAACUCGAACGACAGCAGUAUUCAAGUGCCUUCAUCACAAACCUCUGUUGUCCAAAGACCUCAAAGCAUGCCGCCACAGAAGGGCAAGGCAGGUCAGGCCUCCUCUCUGAAGCAGACGGACAUUGGGGUGUUUUUUGGCCUCAAACCCCUCAAGGAGAAAGAACCUGAGAGUGGACCAAGUGAAGUCAGCACCACCUCUUUGCUAACACGCAGUGAAAACUCAGGACGGGGACGACAAAGGAGAGAUGGGCAGAGGCGACAAAGAGGAGACAGGCAGGGAAGAAGUAAGGCUGGUACAUCCGCAGAUACCUCACAGGAGGGCACAGUGACUGUAGAUAAUGCGGUGGAUGCUCAGGGAGAAGGAGGGAGAGGCAGGAGUAGGGGAUGGAGACAAGGAAGAUGGAACAGAGGGAACGCUGAUGGAGAGUUGCCACGUUGUCCCUUCUACAAAAAGAUUCCAGGCACAAAGUUUGCCGUAGAUGCCUUUCGGUACGGAGAGGUCCAGGGCGUCACUGCCUACUUCCUAACACAUUUCCACUCGGACCACUAUGGAGGGUUAACCAAGAAUUCCACAUUUCCAAUCUACUGCAAUAAAAUUACAGGCAACCUGGUGAAGAGCAAACUGAGGGUGGCAGAGCAGUACGUCCACAUCCUCCCCAUGAACACCCAGGUCACCGUGGAGGGAGUCAAGGUCAUCCUGCUGGAUGCCAACCAUUGUCCAGGAGCUGCCAUGCUGCUGUUCUUCCUGCCCGAUGGACAGACAGUCCUCCACACCGGAGACUUCAGAGCUGAUCCCUUGAUGGAGACCUACCCUGAGCUACUCAGCUGCAGGGUGCAGACGCUCUACUUGGACACCACCUACUGCAGCCCUGAGUACACCUUCCCCAGGCAGCAAGAGGUCAUCAGUUUUGCAGCCAGCACAGCCUUUGAACUGGUGACGCUCAACCCACGUACACUUGUGGUGUGUGGAUCCUACUCUGUGGGAAAAGAGAAGGUCUUUAUGGCACUGGCAGAGGUCCUGGGCUCUAAAGUGUGCCUCUCUAGAGACAAAUACAACACCAUGUGCUGCCUGGAGUCGGAGCAAGUCAGGCAACAUAUAACCACCGACUGUAAGGCAGCCCAGGUCCAUGUGCUACCCAUGAUGCAGCUCUCCUUCAAAAAACUGCAGGAUUACCUGGCACGCUUCUCGGGACGGUAUGAUCAGCUGGUGGCCUUCAAGCCCACAGGCUGGACCUUUAGCCAGCAGGUGGAAUCGGUGGAAGAUAUUCAGCCUCAGAUCAGCGGCAACAUCUCCAUCUAUGGAGUCCCGUACAGCGAACACAGCAGCUUCCUGGAGUUGAAGCGUUUUGUCCAGUGGCUUCAGCCCCUCAAGAUCAUCCCUACCGUCAACGUGGGCAGCUGGGCGAGCAGGAAGGCCAUGGAGAAGUGCUUCAGCGAGUGGCUCACGGAAACUAAAGCUAACCCGUAGCUUAUUUACAGGUGAACUGCUGGACAUGAAAUUGCCUCUGUAGCUCGUCGGUAAUAAGAGCAAAACCAAUUAAUUCUCAAUCCUGUAUGGCCAUGGGGAACAAAUAUUUAAACACUACUCAUUGUGUUGCUUUUAUUGAAGCUGCUGGCCUCAGACGGCUGAACUCAUAACACUAGCAAUUCAACGCAGAGCGAUGUGAUGAAGCAGGUGAACUGUUUCUUUUCUGAAUAGAAAGGUCAUGUAUACACGCUUGAACCAAUUUAAUAGAAAGGCUCUGCUUUUAUUCACAAUGUGCUCAAUUAAAAUAGAAAACAAGUCUGAAAGCUGCUCAGUGUAAACAGGAUCUGAGGUCGUACACGCAUCAUGUCUACAGUCGGAACUGUCAUCUACAAGUGUUAAACAAUGGAACUGAAAUAAUAGAACUGAAACAAUGCAAUUUCAUAAUUAUCUGUAUUUUUUUUCUAUUUAAU
Messenger RNA from Epinephelus fuscoguttatus (brown-marbled grouper), 3607 nucleotides. RefSeq names its product DNA cross-link repair 1A (PSO2 homolog, S. cerevisiae) (gene dclre1a). NCBI's taxonomy places the organism in Eukaryota, Metazoa, Chordata, Actinopteri, Perciformes, Serranidae. Gene Ontology annotation, molecular function: 5'-3' DNA exonuclease activity; damaged DNA binding. The record is from RefSeq and is a predicted model, not a curated record. Gene Ontology annotation, biological process: interstrand cross-link repair; protection from non-homologous end joining at telomere; double-strand break repair via nonhomologous end joining. The coding region runs from base 330 to 3137 and encodes 935 amino acids. The transcript has 9 exons.